Megachile rotundata (alfalfa leafcutting bee) is the source of this 4945-nucleotide messenger RNA. Its product is annotated as thrombospondin type-1 domain-containing protein 4. Lineage: Eukaryota; Metazoa; Arthropoda; Insecta; Hymenoptera; Megachilidae. Gene Ontology annotation, cellular component: extracellular matrix. Gene Ontology annotation, molecular function: metalloendopeptidase activity. The record is from RefSeq and is a predicted model, not a curated record. Gene Ontology annotation, biological process: extracellular matrix organization; proteolysis.
UCCUGUCGCGGCUGCGCCAGCCCGUGUGACCGCGCAAACGUGAGUCUGCUCUUCGGCUUUUCUCUCCUCGGAGUUUCCUCGGCGGCCGGUUAUUCGCGUACACCUGUCCGCUCAUUUUCUUCCCGCGAAUUUCUUAUCGGGACAACGACCGAUACGCGAGAUCGGAACCAGUUCCUCUUGGUGCAAUUUUUUGGGAACCGUUCGCGACUUCGACGUUUCAUCGAAGACCGAAGAAAUCGAGUUGUUCGUACCGGUUUGGUGCUUUUUCUUUGUACGCUUUAUCGAGAGAAAAAGCAGAGUUUCAGAUUGAUCGUGCAAUUUCUUUAUCGCGGCUGAUUCGUGUUUUGACUCGGGAUAUGUGUACCACGUGUGGUGAGCCCGCGAAUCCACCUGCUGCUCCUACUGAAUGGGAUUAGAUGAGGCACGACGGAUGGCCUGAGCCUCGGAGCAAGUCUUCAUGGAUCGUUCACGAAAAUCGAGAAAUGACCGGAGUCCCGCAGAACUUCCGUGGCGCCGCCGAUGUUCGCCACGUCGCGGCAACAUGACGGUCAAGAAUUUCGGAUCGAUUCUAGCUUUGACAAUGCUGACCGCGGCCAGUGUCUCCUGUACCCACGUGCCAGACAAGUAUCCCAUCGAAGUGUAUCAUAUGCUGAGGGAGAAAACACAGUUCGGUCUUAGCCGAGAUAAUCGCAUAAGAGGAAGCUGGGGUCCGUGGAGUUCCUGGAGCGAGUGUUCCAGGACCUGCGGGACUGGUAUUCAGUCUCAGUCACGCGAGUGUGUACCUUACCAGAGACUGUUAAGGAAACGAAGCAUUAUCAAGGAGAACGGAACGAGCAACCCGCGGCCCAUUUGCAUCGGCACAUACAAGAGAUACCACACGUGCAACACGCAGAAAUGUCCAAACUUCUCGGAGGACUUGCGGGCGGAACAAUGUGCCAAAUACAACGGAAGAAACUACAAGGGCGAGAGCUACGAUUGGGUCCCGUUUUUGGACGCACCAAACUCUUGCGCGCUCAAUUGCCGUGCCGUCGGCGAGCGUUUUUACGCAACGCUUGAACCGGCAGUAAUGGAUGGCACACCCUGCGACGCGCCAAAUCUUCGUGGGCAUAAUACAGGAAUUUCUAUGGAACGUACAGAACGUUGGCUCUGUGUCGCCGGACAAUGCAAGCCGGUAGGUUGCGACGGUGUGGUGGGUUCUGGCGUCACCAUGGACGCUUGUGGUGUCUGCGGUGGCCAGGGUAAAGGUUGUAGACUGUACGAGGGUAUUUUUAUGGAACCAAUCCUGCCUAGGGGUCAUCAACCUGUGACCACCAUUCCUAAAGGAGCCAUGUCUCUCAACAUCUCCGAACUACGUUUCAGUAGUAACUUCUUAGCGUUGAGAGACAGCAACGGUAGCUACAUCCUGAAUGGGCCGUUGGCUUAUAGUCCAAGCGGCACUUAUAAAGCGGCUGGCACGACAUUAACAUACCAGAGGGGUGACAGAAACCGUAUGGAGUGCAUCUUGGCGACCGGACCACUGAACGAUUCUUUGCAUUUAGAGAUUCUGGCUCAAGAAAUGAAUCCGGGAGUGCUUUACAAGUACAUGAUGCCAUUAAAGGAAGGGUCAAAUGGAAGAGCGAUGAUAGCACCUCCUCUUUUCGUGACAGGAUCCGUCGAUCGUGGCAACGAAAUUCCUGACUCGGAUGCUAGAGUAGCUCUGACUAUCCCAGUGACCAGAAUAUUCAAUCAGAAAAUCGACGUGUCAGCGAGGAAUCACGGUCAAACACGAGUCCACGAAGAAGGACGAAAGGAAGAGAUGAAACAUCCGCCGACCACGGUGAUGGCCGGUGAUCAGCCAAAGCUAAAACCCAAAAAGAAGAAACGAUUGAAAUUCGCGUGGAAAGUAUUUGGAUUGACUCCUUGUUCCAAGGAAUGCGGAGGAGGUAUUCAAACAGCGAUCUUCAAGUGCAUUCGCGAGAUCAACCAGAUGAUCGUGAACGACAAACGUUGUCGUAACGUGGGAAAGCCUCAACAUCCCCCUCCGUUACGUUGCAACGAAAACCCUUGUCUACCUAGAUGGAGACCCGAACCGUGGGGCGAGUGUUCGGUCAGCUGCGGUACCGGUACGAGGACGCGAAAAUUAGAAUGCGUACAGGAACUGAACGCAAAUUUAACGAUGCGAGUCGCAGCGGGUGCGUGCGUUCAACCACCGGACCUGAAGACCGUGGAAACCUGCACGAAACCGGCUUGCACAAAUAGCCCGGAAUUGAGGCACAUGCACAUGCACUCGCAACACGACGCACCAAGAUGGGACGUUGGCACCUGGAGUUCGUGCUCGACAACGUGUGGUAAAGGAUUUCGAAAUCGGACGGUGACUUGUAUCACAUCUGGCAAGUCAUGUCCAGCAUUUAAUAAACCUGAAUCUCAAAAAGUUUGCGAGUCCGCACCUUGUACGCACGCAGGUGCGGAACAACGGGCUCCUUGGUUGUACUCAGAGUGGUCGUCCAAGUGCUCCGCGGAGUGCGGUAAAGGAGUGGAAACGAGACAAGUCGCUUGUGCCGAUGGCAGCGAAUUGUUCUGCAAUCCCAAAGAUAGACCGGAAACGGAGAGGCAGUGUUUCGGUAAAGGAACUAACUGCGAUAGCGCCAAAUGGUUCACCGGACCUUGGUCCCUGUGUUCCGUGUCUUGUGGAGUGGGUGUCCAGUAUCGAGAAGUCCUUUGCUUGGCAAGGACGAACAACGAAUUCGUUGUGUUGCCAGCGAACAACUGCAACGACUCGAGGCCAGCAAACGAGCAAGUAUGCAGAACGACCGAGUGCGCACCAACAUGGUUCACCUCGGACUGGUCGAAGUGUUCGGUGACCUGUGGCACCGGAGUGCAAAGCAGAAUGGUUCGCUGCAUCCUCGAAGGCGUCACCACCACGAGUUGCGUUGAAGCUACGAAACCGAAGGAGCAACAACAAUGCGACUUGGAUCCGUGUAAAAAGGAGCCUGUACUUCCCAGCAAACCACCGAAAAAAGCCUUAGAGACGGCGGAAUGCAUCGACAAACAUCCAAAUUGUGCGUUGGUGAUGAAGAACGGUUUGUGUCGGAUAAAGUACUACAAGUAUUCGUGUUGUCGUUGCCGCGAGUAGUAAUGAAUCGACUUCGCGCGUAGAUUCAUUCUCGACAGAUAUAAUCGUAUGUAUUCGAUCGAACUCGUAGUUCUCUGACCUUUAGUUCAAUGUAACGCUUCCAUUGAAACGGAAGAAUCGUGGCAAUUAAUAAGACUGUUUACGAAGAGGCGACACGUAUCACGUAUUAAUUUUAUUUAACACGAUAAUCAACCAACCACGCGUAGCUCUAUUCCCUCUGUCAUCUUGCUCUCGCGUGGCAGACUGCGAAACAGCGAUUAUUUAAUUCCCUUCGGACAUUAACCCAGAAAGUGGAAUCGUAGACGAAAAUUCAUGAAUCUAGAGGAAUCAACUAGUCGAAGUAGAUGAAAAUCGAGGAUGUUAAAAAAUAAAGUAUUUUUUACGAGAGAGAACAUGCACGAUACUCGUAUCGUACUAUAUACACGCAUGUCAGGCGUGUGGACAGCUACAGGGGCGUAAUUUUAUAAUUGCAGUGAACACUCGGUGGAAUUUGCAGUUAACUUCUCUUAUCGACCUUUCGACACGAAAGGGAACUAAUUUGCAAAAAUUCGUUAAUUUUUCAUCGCGUGAUUGGAAAGUUAAUUUAGAUAAUUCUAAAUCACUGGAGUCUUGAAUCUCUAAAUCCCUGUAUUCGAAAAAUCCUAUGUAAUCCGAGUUUCCUAUAUCUAAACUCUGUAGGACCGAAGGUGAUUGUUACGCUCCUGGAUAAAUUGCGAUCCAUUUGCAUGCAGGCUCGUCUCGAAACCUGUACGGCCGUGUAUCCACUUAGGUAAAGUUGCGAGGUUGUUCACGUACGCGCGAAACGAAAACGGGUUCGAGCGGGCACGCAGUCUGGUGUCACCGCGAAAACAAGAAACGCAAGAAGAAAAAGGGAAACGUGUCGGUCGAUACGAUACGGCUACAUGUGCUCUCUCGAUAUAUACUUGGAUAGGUAGGCUGUAUUAGUCGCGAAACAUUAUUUAUCCCGUCCGUGCGCCCGUAUCGGUGAAGCCGGACGACGAUGGCUGACUUGCCACGGGUAAUUUCUGUUAUCGAGCAUUUAAUUAACAUAUCGAGCCAAGCAGAUCCGGCAAUUUUGAUUUACGAGCCCGGACUCGUUAACGAAUUCAUCCGUGACACGAGCAACAGGACAAUCCUGAAAUGGACAUAGUCUUUUGUUUCCUCUUGGUCCGAUGGACAGACACGAGAAACCCGUUGCCGAAAUUAUUUCGUUCUGGAUCGAUUAACACCUUUCGUGCUGUAAAGUUUCCCUAUAUGGCUCUAAACGAGACUUUGAUUGUCAAAGACCUAUCGUCGGAAUUUUGUAAAUGUGAAAACCAUGAUGUACGAAAUGUGUUAAUUAACAUUGUCGUAUUAAAAUAUCAUCGUUCUGCGUAAUCAACAUUAACCGAUCUAUUCUCAAUAUAAGUUCUAGCGUUAAAGAUAGCCAUAAUAAAUAUAUGCUUGACCGUGUAGAAAAAUUGAUAAAACUGUAAACUGAUCACUGUAGAAACUGUAUUUAAUUUUCGACAAGUUCACUCGCGAUAGUUUCUCGAUGUUUUAUUAAUCAUUUACGGGACAACUGUUCGUAAAAAUGUUCGAAGACAUGUUGCAUUGAAUAUCGAUGAAAUUGAACUUAGGUAGCAUUCUAUAAUGAUCGAUAGGAAACUGCGUGGGCAAUCAAUCCUUAGUGUCAAUUAAAUCGCAAUUCCGGUUUGCCUUCUCGAUGGCCAAGGAAGUCUGCGAAAUACCAUUGCCGUACACUUUGAUCCGCUUUAAUAUCCCCUCGAGAAGCUGUUCUAAUUUCUGUUGCAAUUAUAAUUCGUUUUCAAUAAACCUUACGUUCUCCUUGUA